This is a messenger RNA of Melampsora larici-populina 98AG31, 465 nucleotides long. RefSeq lists its product as uncharacterized. The record is from RefSeq and is a predicted model, not a curated record. The coding region runs from base 1 to 465 and encodes 154 amino acids. Lineage: Eukaryota; Fungi; Basidiomycota; Pucciniomycetes; Pucciniales; Melampsoraceae. The transcript has 3 exons.
AUGAUCAGAAGUCCAAGCAACCCAAUCGGACAAUGUUGGGUAUUGAAUGUUGCAAAUGCUUCAACAGUCUUUGUCUUAGGGCUAUUGGUAUGGAUCACUGCCAUCAAGCUGUUAAGAAGUCUUAAUGAGGGAAAGUCAAAAGAUCAGACGGUUUAUGCCAGAGCUCCUUGGGUGCCUGAAUUCAAUGUUUCAAGAAAUGAAGCAAUCAAAGUGUCAACCGUCUUAUAUUGUCACACUAAAAUCUGGCCAAUCAUCAUUGAUGCUUCUGGUAACGUGUUUCAGAUGGCUGUGACGAUCACGUCCUGCAAUGGUGGGAAUGCAAGGGUCAAGCCAAUAUGCAAAAUGUUUUCUAAAGACACUGAAGAACAUAUUCUGAGAGGUGGAGCAGAGACCAAUCAUUAUCAGAUUCAAGACGGAAAAAAUCCGGUCAAAGGAAAGUUGGGUAAUAUGUGCUAUUCCAUGUAA